This is a messenger RNA of Penicillium waksmanii, 1287 nucleotides long. RefSeq names its product NCBP3 domain-containing protein. The transcript has 2 exons. Gene Ontology annotation, cellular component: cytosol; nucleus. The record is from RefSeq and is a predicted model, not a curated record. Gene Ontology annotation, molecular function: mRNA binding; RNA 7-methylguanosine cap binding. Bases 1 to 1287 code for a protein of 428 amino acids. NCBI's taxonomy places the organism in Eukaryota, Fungi, Ascomycota, Eurotiomycetes, Eurotiales, Aspergillaceae.
AUGGCGGACACAUCUGCCAAUGGCGAUCGGCCAAUUGCCGAUGCCUCCAUGGACAUCGACAUGGACAUUGACUUAGGUCCCGAGCCUGAGCUUGAGCCCGGCGUUGAGCUGAUCCAAACUGAUUCAGCUGCACAAGCCGAGCCUAUGGAUCAGCUUGCUGAAGAGGCAGUCUACGAGAAAGUCCACGUGCGCGGCGUGGAUGAGAUGACCACCGAGAAUAUCAAGCAAUUCGCCCAUAGCCACUUCGACCAGGAAAUGCCAGCUCGCGUCGAGUGGAUCGACGAUACAUCCGCCAAUAUUAUAUAUUCCUCUCCGGAGAUCGGCCUGCAAGCGCUUGCGGCCUUGACGCAAGUCGGUGAAGAGGGGGAUGAUGGGUCGGCCCUCCCACCUCUCCGUCUUCGGUCGGCCAGGCUUCUACCCUCUCACCCAGAUUCGGUUCUCCAAGUAAGAUCAGCCGUAAAAACCGACCGCAAACAGGCACGCGCACACGAAAAGAGUCGAUUCUAUCUCAUGCACCCCGAGCACGAUCCCCGCGAACGCCUGCGAGAGGAACUUUCGGACCGAAGACGCGGGGACGACGACGGUUACCAAAGACGUCGAUUCGACGACCGAGAACUGCGCCGGCGCAAGGACCGCGAUCACGAUGACCGAUUCAGUGCCAACAUGUAUGACGACAAUCCAGCGAGCUACUCCGACUCGGAACGCGACCGUGGUGAUCGGAGACGACGCAGAUCGCGGGAACUGUUCCCGGAGGAUGAGGGUUCCGCUGGAAGACUUCGUAACCGCAGCGCCUCGCCAGGCCGAGACACACUCGAUGAUACAGGACGUGUCGAAACCAGCAAUCGCCGCAGGCGGUUCCGUGAGCGGUCUCCCCGUGGAAACAAAGGAAGAGAACUCCUCCCAUCAGAUUCAGGCGCCCGUGAACUAUUCCCCAAUAAGCCCUCAUCAAGCUAUCUCAAGAAAGAGCUGUUCCCGAGCAAAUCGAGCAACCAUCGUCGAUCCGAUGCUUUCGAUGCUGCAGAUGAGACACCGGAUCUUCUGCGCCGCAGGAUUACUGUCCCACCUAAUCGCAAUGUCGAGCUGUUCCCCGACUCAGCGAAGGAGGACCAGGGGUUUGCAAUGAGAGGUGGACAACAGGGCAUGUCGAUCAAGGGCCGGGGUGCAUCGGUUCGCGAAUUGUUCCCAGACAAGUAUAACAAUAACAGCAAUGCUGGAAAGGAGCUGUUCACCGAACCCCUGGAGGGUCGUGGAGGCCGUCGGCGGAAAGCAGAAGAUAUGUUUGGUUGA